ACGAUGUCCAGCACCGACGCCCCCCACCCCCAGCACCCCCACCGCCGCUUCGCCAUGCUCUCCAAGCCCGAUCCCAACUGGGUCCGCUCCGACGACUUCCACGCGUCGUUCCUGAUCCCGAAGGACGACGCGCUCGAGCGCUCGCUCAAGUACAGCGACGAGAACGGGCUGCCCGAGAUCAACGUCCACGCCGGGCAGGGCAAGCUCCUGCACCUCCUCGCGCGCAGCAUCGGCGCGAAGCGCAUCCUCGAGGUCGGCACCCUCGGAGGGUACUCCACCAUCUGGUUCGCGCGGGCGGUCCCCGAGGACGGCCAGGUGAUCACCUGCGAGCUGAAGGAGAACUUUGCCGAAGUUGCCCGCAACAACUUCGAGUACGCCGGCGUCGCGAGCAAGGUGAAGGUGCUCGUCGGGCCCGCCGCCGAGACGCUCCAGACGCUGCCGUCGGACGAGAAGUUCGACUUCGCGUUCAUCGACGCCGACAAGGCCAGCAACCUCACCUACUUCCUGCAGGCGAAGCGCCUCGUCCGCCGCGGCGGCAUCAUCAUCGUCGACAACGUGAUCCGCAACGGGACGGUCGCGAACCCGGACAUCGACGACGAGAACGUGCGCGGAGUGCGCAACCUGCUCGCGCACAUCAAGGAGGACAAGGAGGUCGACGCGACGACGAUUGGCACCGUCAGCGAGAAGGGCUACGACGGGUUCCUGUACGCACUGUAUCUGUGAGAACCGCUGUGGGACUGGCAUGGCGGCCGCGCCCCGGAGGAUGUAGUAACACUAUUCGUCUGUUGGAUUUCGAUGUAGUAACGUCUGUAUUGCAUUAGCAUCAGGAUUGGCCUAGAGCAGCUGCAAUGUGUAGAAGACUCACCAGAACGGCAAC
This is a messenger RNA of Trametes versicolor FP-101664 SS1, 877 nucleotides long. RefSeq names its product O-methyltransferase family 3 protein. Lineage: Eukaryota; Fungi; Basidiomycota; Agaricomycetes; Polyporales; Polyporaceae. Gene Ontology annotation, molecular function: S-adenosylmethionine-dependent methyltransferase activity; O-methyltransferase activity. Bases 55 to 723 code for a protein of 222 amino acids. The record is from RefSeq and is a predicted model, not a curated record. The transcript has 4 exons.